UUACUAUGAAAUAAUGUCAUUUAACUAUUCCUACCUAUAGAUAUGCAAGAUUAUUAUUUUGAAUGAGUUUUUGGAAAGUAGAUUGUAUGAAAAUUGCCUUAUAAUUGCUAUCAUUAUUAUAUGUAAAGUUUGUUAUGCCCUAUUAUUGAAGAAUUUAGCAUAAUUCAUAGAAGUUUGAUUGAAGAGAUAAAUUGUACUGCAUUACAUAACACUUGUUGUGCAAACUACAUGUAGACGUCCCUGAACUUGAAAGUGUGGCUGGGGCAAGUGAAUGCUGUUCCUUUAUUUGAAAAGGGAGCUUUCAUAAAAUUAUAGCUAAAUGUUCUUGAUAACACCCAGCAGAUCAACUAUAAACACUACUGUCCCCCUUUUUUAACCUCACAAUAAAUAGGGUACCUGUCCGACAUUUAUUGAUAUAUAUUUCCCCUGCUUUUUGACUUCUUUUAUAAUAUUAUUAAAUAUCUUAUUACAAAAAGCCUUGUAGCGUUUCAUCCUAUUGAAUAGACUGAGAUCAAGUUUGAAUAUAUCUUUUGUAGGAGAAUAACAAUGGCAUAUAAUAGGUCCAAGGGCAGUUGUGUAAUGAGUUGAAAGACUGCGAUAUUCGAUGCACAAAAAUAAAUUCCUAUUAUUGAAGAUGUAAACGCUUGAAUGGGCUAAAAUUAGAAUUUAAAUACACUCAAAUUUUCUCAUGUGGAGAUGAAUACAAUGAUUAUUUAACAUUUAUACUAGUGAAAAUUUUAUCAAUACAGUCAUUGACUGCUUUGGUUUAUUGAGUGGUGUUAUUAUGAUCCAUUGAAAAGUAUAAUUGAGGGGAUUGAUACCAAAAUAAGAAAGGAUUAGUUGACUUAGGUCAAACAGAAUGACAUGUCAUCUUGAUCAUGACAUCAAGAUUUAACAACUUUACUUCAAGUCAUGAACAUCAGUACUCCUCAUAAAGUACUAAAUAGAAAUAAAGAUGAGACUAUGAUUUAUUGUGCAGUUCAAUGGAAUAGUUUGUCAUUUGUUUGACGUUUGGGUCAACAACAUUCUGUAGCCUAAUGGGACAACAGAUGUCAGUUGAUGACCAGGAUGAGGGAUUCAAAAAUAUUAUAAGUCGUAUGCUACAGGAAGCAGAUGAAGAAAAUGAUUCUGCUAAAGUGAAUUCUGGGAAGAAAAGUAAUGAAAAGUUUAUAACAGAUUCAGAUGUAGGACUUGAAAAUAAAGUGAAAGUGAAUAAUUCUGAGCAAAGCACAACAAAUGAACAAAAGGAAAAGGAUAAAACUGAGCUAAUUGAUACUAAAACUAGUACCGAGCUCACUGAUGAUGUUUAUAAAAAAUCUCAUCUAGAGCCUAAUGAUGAUCUAUUCGAAAAAUCACAUGCUGAUUUCAGGGAAAAUAAAAACCUAGGUAUGAGUGUUUCAUCAGAAUUUAGAAAGUCUACUGAAAAUGCUCAAUCGCCAAAUUUACAAAAUAUUAAACAAGAGCAACAGACAGAUGAGAGUGGAUGUUUGGAAAAGGACCAGGUCAAAAUUACUAAAGAGAAAGAAAGUAUAUCUGCUCCUGGUAAGAAAUCAGCCACUCGCACGGAAAUGACAAAUGAAAAACUGAAAGAAAUUACAGCAAAACAUAAUGCAAAGGAUAAACCUAAAAGUUUAGAGACUGUAUUUUUAAAGGAUAGAAUUGACAAUUUAAUUACGAGUUGUUUGUCAUCCAAAAAUUAUGAAUCUGAUAUAGAAGGAAAAAAUAAAUCUGUAGUGGAUUCAAAUCAAACAUCGUUACAGUUAAUUAAACAAGAAAAUAGAGAUACAUUUGAUAGUAGUACAAGUCAUUCACUAUCAAGUAGAAGCGAAGAAGUCAACAAAGUUGUACAGGAUAACAAUACAAAUUUAGUACAGUCACAAAACUGUAAAACUGGAAAUCUUGAACAGGUGCAAAAUGUAGAAAAUCAAAACAAUUUGAAAAUGGAAAUAAAUACACAAGGAGUAUCAAAACAAAAGGAAGGGAAUCGUGAGACAACUACAUUUCAAACCCUAAUUGAAAAAGUUUUAGAUAAUUCAUUACAAAAAACUAAAUCAGUUGAUUCUGGACCAAAUUCCAAUGGGUGUAAGCAGGUGUCAGAGAAUGUAAGACAGAUAUCCGACAAUAGAAUCCCCAACAGAAAUCAUCUUCAUACAAUCAAAAAUGAAAUACGAAACGAACUAUUGGUCAAAGACACUAGUGAUAGACCAAGAACUGAGGCCAAACCACCAGAUGACAUGUCAAUCAAUAAAAGUAAAGUAGUUUAUUUAAAGGAUCAUAUAGAAAAGGUUCUGGAAAAGAGUUUUCAAAAUUCCUCAAAGAAGGACAACGAAGAAAUAAGGGGACAGGAGCGCACACCAUCUAAACAACCAGAUGAACGUUUCCAACAUAAAGAAAAUGAUCUAAGGACAAUUCAUAGGGAACGUAGUCAAAGUUUAGUAGGUGAACCUGUAAGGCAUUACAGGGACAGAAGUCAUAGUUUUAGUGCUCAAGAGGCAAGUAUAGAAAUGAAACGUCAUAAAUCUUUAGAGGCUUAUGAUUUAGAACAUUUGGGUCCUCCUAAAUUAAUAAAAGUGUCAGAUAUAUAUCCUGAUGUCAACAGAGAUCAAAGUCGUUAUCUCCAGCCCCCUAGAAUAGAUACAUUUGAUGGAAAUAGUCGGGGAUCAUUUAAAAGUGCAAUGUCACCAGGAGGAAGUUAUUCCAGAUCACCAUUAGAUCAGUCACCUGUAUCUCCAUAUUACAAUCAUAGUCCAAAUUCAUGGCAUGGACAUUCACCAAGAGAACAUGUAAUACCUUCAAAUUUAUCACCUAAACAAAAUGUGCCAUCCCCUGGUUACCAGUCAGCCCGAUAUCCUGUUUCUCCUGGAUAUCCACCUUCAAGGUACAGCAAUGGACCACAGGCUUCACAAAAACCAAUAAGUAAUAGGGGAUUUCAGCAGCCUUAUCCCCAAGCUGUUCCAGGUUAUCUUACCAAUUCACCUGAUAGUCGAACAAAUUACCAGACAGGCAACCAGCAGAUUUCACCUAAUGCUCAACAACAUAUGAAUCGAAACUAUCCACAACAUUUUUCAACACGACCAGUAGUCAGUAGUUCACAAAAUUUUCAUUCAAAUGAACUUCAUUCCAAGCACCAGAUGUCUCCAGGUCAACCAUACCAACAAGCGUCACCACGACAACUGCCGUAUCCAUCCAAUCAUCCACAGAUGUCACCAUCGCCUCACGUUCCGUAUUCAAAUGAGAGUACUCAGCAGAUGCCCCGGGCAAUGAUGCCAUCACCACAACAUUAUCCAACACAUUCUGAUCAUAAUCAAAUUUACCCACCAACAUCAAACAUGCAUCAUGUUAGACAAACACAUCCAGGUUAUUCUCCCAUGAAUAACAGAAAUAACGGUGCAGGAUAUGUGGACACACCAAUGAGAAAUGCUCAAAUAAGUCAGGUAGCUCCUAGAAUGGCAGGUCCAAUGCAUCGAUCUCCUCAGUAUAAUGUAGAAGGACAUAAUAGAAAUCCAUCAGUUUCAUCUGCUAUGGCUCUGGGUCCAGUGCCACCCCAACAUUACUUUAAACAGCAAUCCCAGAAACCACCACAACUUUUCCCAUCAUCUCCCCCAAUUCCAUCUGUUCGUGAAUUUCACCCUAAUAGAGCUGUAUUUCAGACUCCCCCACAUGCAGCUGUUCGACCAGAAACUAAAUAUAGGCAGCCUGAAGCAGUAGAAAUACCGCCAAGGAUACCAAGUCGUUCUGAAGAAAAAGUAAAUAGACAGCCCCGUCAUGAGCAUGCGUUAGACUUUUCAGUAAAUAGAGAAGAUUCUAAUGUUGAUCAAGACAUGCAGCCUUUAGACUUAACAUGUAAAGUCAAAACUAAACCGAAAGAAGUUCCAAUAACUCGACCAGCAAGUAAAUGUUAUUCUGGUUUUGAGUAUCUUGUUAAAGGACAGUUUGAAAAGGGUGUAUUUGAGGAGAACUCUGGUUCUCAUCCACAUAAACAAGCUGUUAGUUCACAAUACUCUUCACAAACUCAGGUAGCUUAUCCUAAUUAUGAAGCUCAAAACAGGACAGAAAACAUGCUCAGACCAUCUGAAAGUGAUACAGGUAACCGUAGUUACAGUCAGAUGCCAGUACAACAGUCUUUACAAGGUCAAAAUGAUUGUCAUAAUUAUAGACCAAAUUCUCGUGUACAAGUUACUAUGUCACCUCAGACAUCAAGUCUGAAUGAUGACAUGAUUUCAACUGACAAUUGCAUUAAAGUUCAAAGUCCAAUAAAUCAGUCAGUUCAUCUGCCGCAAGAUCAGAAAAAAGGACCAAAUGUUUCCAGGCAUGAACCAAUACAAAAUAUUCUUGGCAGUCAUUCCCCAACAGAUAUCUUGUAUUUGAUUUGUCGUUUAUGUGGUCAAACUUAUGGUAGUCCAUAUGGAUUUAGAAAACAUUUCAGAAACCAACAUGGAUUUGAACCACGAGCUGAGCAUACAAUUGUUCAAACAAUAUCUGAAACAAAAACUGCAAAAACUGCUUUGCUUUCACCAUCACCAAACCAACAAGCCAUAUUGGUUGCGCAGCACCCAAAUACUUUGUCUACGAGUUCUGUGGAUGAAAAUAAAAUCAGCGUGGCUGAAAACCCCAGGGCUCUCAGUCAUACUAAGACCAUGAGAGUCCCAGUCAAUCAAGAAGGUGAUACAGAAACUGUAGCUAUUGUAAAAGAAGAAAACAUGGAUUAUAUGUCGUCAGAUGGUGCAUGUGAUAUCCAGAAAAUGGAGUCUGAUGGUGGAAACAGGAAAUAUCUUGAGUGCCAUGAAUGUGGGCAGACUUUUCAAUUGAACGAUUUUGGUGCAUACAAGCGCCACUGCAGACAACAUGGACAUCCAAAAAUAAACAAUCCAUUUGAUCCUAGUUUUACUUCUGAUCAACAGAAUAUGAAUUCUAAUUCUGGAGAAGAUAUCAAAAGUAAAGACGAUUCUAGAGGGGACAUCUCAAAUGUGUGUAAAGAAUGUAAUAUACCGUUUGCCUCAUCUGACUUUUUAAAGGAGCACAUGAAUUCAAUACAUCCUGAAAUAACGAUUUAUUCUUGUUCAACAUGCAGUGAUAAAUUUUUAGAUGAAGCUGCAUAUCAAAUUCAUAUAAAAAGUCAUAUAGAAACCAAGGAUACAAAUGACGUUACUGUUUCUAUGAAAAAGAGACUCAUUGGAGAUUUUCAGAAAGGUCAAUUUGAAAGUAAACAAGAGGAGAUAAUAUCUUCAACAAGUGUUACUAAAAGUGCAGCAGACUCAAUGGUCAUCACAGCUAGUCCUGACAGCAGUUCAGAUAUGAUAAAGAAAACAUUAUCUGUUGUCGACAGUCAGACAGGACCUCUUACUCCAAAUGUACAAUCACAAUCUGAUAAACAGUCAAAUGAAUCAGAUUCUAAUUUGGAAAUUAAAAUGGAGAUUUCACGCCAGAACAGUUGUGACUCAGCAACACAGAAAAUAGAUGACAGUAGUGAUAGUGAUACUCUUUACCUUCAUAAAAAGUUUGGUUCAAAACGCAAAUUUAUAACAAGUUUGAAUAAUGAUGUCAUUGAACCAAAAGUAUUUAGAAAGGAUAAAAGUCCUGGGAAUACAAGAAGUCCUAGUGUAUUGUCAACAAAUAGCUGUGAUUCAGAACAGCCAGAUACUAAAUCAGAAUCUGAUCAAGAAUCUAAUAUAUCUAGUUUGAAUAUGGAUGGUAUGGAUGAUUCAAAACUAGGUAAAUGUUCUGGUAAGACUGAAGCUAGGCACCAAUUGCCGUUUGUAUGGGACCGAGUAACUCGCAGUCAAGUUGGAAGAAAACCAGCAAAGAAUUGAAAUAGAAUGUUUUGAUAUUGAUAUUAUUGUGUCAUACUUGUUAAUGAAGUCAUUUGUUAUAAAUGGCGAACAUUUUAAUAUCAGAUAUUGUCAACUUUUUUCUCUCUCAAUUUUUAUACAUAUAUUUCAAAGUGGCCAUUUUAUAUGAGUACAAUGGAUCCAAAAACAUAAGGCUUCUAAUAUUUGAUUCUAAGAAUUAUGAAGACCUAUACUAUAUGGUCAAAUGGUCAGUUUUAAAUUGAUUUGUAUAAAAGUAUAUACUAAAUGAAUUUAGCAUUGAAAAGCUUGAACAUAUUGAAAUAAUUCAAAUAUAAAUUAUAAAAAAAAAUACUUUAAGAAUAUUAAGAUUUCUGUAACUUGCAUGGUCUAAAGGGCCAAUUUUAAGCUAUUGCCAUCACUUGACAUCUGUUGUCUAUUGUUAAUAUAGAUACAGGGGAAUGGUCAACCAUAUGUCCCCAUUCAAAUGCAUUGAUCCUCCCCAAAAAAAUGGGGGUUCCAACCCCCUGGAUCUACCACUGAGAUAUUACACGAGUGCUACAGGCUCCUAUCAGUUAACUUUUAUUUCUGAGAGGAUAAUUCAAAUAUUGAAGGUAACCAAGGGAAUCUUUGGAAUUAAGUUCAUUUGCUCAUUUCAAUUAAGACUGCUGUUGACCAUGUUGUACCUCAGACCUCAGUCAGUUGAUUGUAUUAAUGAAUUUAAAGUGCCAAUAGGAAAUAAGAUUAAUAUAGAUUUUAGAUAAGAUUUUGGUGCUUAAUGUUUACUUUGAUAAACAAAAAUUACUGUAAAUUCUGAAAUUUUAGAUGUUUGUAUUAUUGUGAAAUUUGCAUCUGGAUAUGUUACAUAAGAAUUAUAAAUGCAUUUAAAUUUUGAUAGCAUUAUUCAUAAGCAGAAUGAAUUGAAAUUAUAAUCAUGAAACUCACGUUUUUGCCUAUUCAGGCAUUGUCAACAAUCUCAAUAAUAAUUGCAGACAAAAAAUUCUAAAUUUACAGUGCAUGUUUAAUUUAGAAGAUAAAUCAAUGUUUAUUUUAAAAUUCAAUGAACCGUUAUGUUAUAUUUUCUAUCCAAAAUGUCAGAUGCUAAAAAUAUGAAUUUAUAUUGUCUAGACUUCGGUAUAGUAACAACAGAAUGCAUUAGAUUCAGGACAACAUUUAAAUCAACAAUUGUCUUUUAAAAAGUUUUGUUGUGUUUCGUAACGAUCAUUUUUUACCAUGUACUGUUAUCAGAUAUUUGAAUGAAUCAAUGCAUAAUUUGUACAUAGGCUUACAUUAGAUGUAUGUACUCAAGGUGAUAUUUUGUACAACGAAAUAUAUGAGUGUUUAGAUUAGCCUGUACCAUUUGUUAUGUUUGAAAGUUGUUAAUGUCUUCAUACUAAUUGUGAUUAUUUCAUAGUUCUGGGAAAUGUAUUAGAAGUGAAAGAACUUCUAUUUUAUGCCUACAUUUUAGGCCAUGGACUAAAUUAUUAUCUGUGGCUCCUAAUUACAUGUAUAUUUUAUGCUUUUUGCUUAGUUUUUGUAAUUUCAAGAUUUUUAUUAUUUGAUGUGAGCUUUUAUGUAGGUGGGUUUUUGUUACUCGUUAAAUCUUUUAUUAGAAACUGGCAAAUUGUAGCAUAAAAAGAAAUUUUGCGAAAAAUAAAAUUAUCAUUUCAAAAGGUUUAAUUCUCCACCCCUUUUUGCAUAAGGCUGAUGGAAUACAGUGAAGGGUGUUGUCCCAUAGAAUAAAUAUAUUUUUACCAAUAAUGAGCACACUGUAAGGAUGUAGAUUGUGAUUCCAACAGAAUGAAUCGCAAAACAAUUUGAGCUUACAUUGUUGGUGCAUACUUUAUCCAUCCAACUCCUACAGUUUCAAACUGAAAUAUUUCCCUUCAUUUAAUGUUUAAAGAUAUGAAACAUAUGUGCAUAUUGUCAGGUCAAUUUAGUUAAUCAAAUAUGGAAAAAUACUUUAACUAGGUCAAUAAUCAACUAUUUCUUUAUGUACAUAUAGUACAACAUGUAGGUUGAAACAUGUGUGUCUUACAUACAUACGUAGGUUAUACAUACAGAGAUGUAUGUUAAUUGCAGUGCUAACAACAAAAUACAGUUCACCCAAUUAAAUUCAGUGCUUAAAGACUUUUUUAUUUUAUGCAUUAAUAUGGCUUAAACUUUUGUUUUCGAAUAGUUAACUCAAAAAUCUUUUUCUUUGUAUUAAAUGAUGGUUAAUGUCCGGAGUGGAAUAUUUUAAAUAUAAAUUUAGAUCAAUUGCAUUUUAAGGUCAUACUAGACCAACAUGCCAAGUAGGAUUUUUCACAUACCAGCUAAUUUGUUAACAGUAAAGUUAGUUCAUCUGACUAGUGAUCACUAUUCUAACUUCUUGCCUAGCAUUUUGUUGCUGGUUUGUAAUGACUAAUUUUUGGAGAGUCUGGUUUGUCCCAGAUGUUCUUAAUUGCUAUUAAGUUAGUUAAGGAUGUUGGGAUAAAGUUCAAUUAAGUCCUGGUCACUUGCUGUUAAGCAUAAUUUCAGCCACCCUCCUUAAAUGUUUUUUGUGAGUAAACAUGAGGUUACCAAGUUUAAGGGGGUUCGCGGGUCUAAAUCAUUUAUAUAGGAUUUCUCUAUAAUUUUCAAUAAAUGAACUUUAUCUUAAAGUUAAUAGAAAAAUAAAAUAAAAAAGUGGGGUCACCGUUCAUUUGCGCUCACAAUCUGCCUACGAAAGAAGCAUACAUUUUUGUAAAAAUGGCUUUUUUCUGUUGAAGUAAUAGGAAAAAUAAAGGUAAUAUCGAAAUAAAAAAAGAAAUUUAUUACAGAAAUCGCUCAAAUUUUACAAUAAUUUAGUUUAAGUACAGCUUAUAUGGAAAUUAUAUUAAAAAAUAUAGGUCACCGAUGUGUUGAAAAAGAUAUUUCAAUUUUAAAGCCAAAAAAUGGCAUUUUUUUCACCAAAGGGAGAUAAUUUGGAACUUUUUCAAUGAUGUAUACAUUUUAAAAGUCAUCUGGGGCCAACACGAAUUGAUUGUUUUGAAAGAUUUUUGUCCCAUAUGAUAAAGUAACAACAACAAAAGGUAACAAAUGAAAUUUGUAUUGAAAAACAAAUGUUUAAUUUUUUCUGAAAUUUUUAUACCCUCGAGCCUCCUUAAGAUCCUAUCCAUGUCAAUUUCCAAACAAUUUUUUAAUGAUUAACCAUAAAGUAUGUGUAUCUCAUUACCACAUAUUUUGUUUAGAAAACAAUUAACAUGCAAGGUGAAAUAUUCCUACUAUGGACAAAGGGAGAUAACUCAAUUAAAAAAUAUUUCCUAACUACUAUUUCACCAUACACAUACAGCAAGAUUAAGCCCCUCAAUGCACUUUGGUUUUAUGUAAAACCUUUGUUAAAAUCCUGCAUUUUAGUAGUAACUGCUUUUACUAUAUUCAUAUCUGAGCUAAAAAGAGCUUAAGUCAAAAAAGGGUUUCUGUGCAUUUAUUUAAACUUAAAGGGCUAACAUGGUUGGAAGUGAAAUUGAUCAUGUUUGUUUUAAUGAAUUAAUAUUUUGUGAAAGCUUUUGAUGACCCUUACUGACAUAAACCCUAGGUUUCUCCCAAGAAAUACAAGCUCUUUUAAACUAUAGUUUGGUAUUGUACAAUGUUAUGGUGCUAUUGAAUAGAUAAAGCUAACAAGCAUUGCUCAUUGAUUGUAGACAUAUUUAUUUAAUUGGUGUUUAGCUCAUAUGGACCAAAGGGUUAUUUUGAGGUAUAUGCAGCAUGUAUGUCAUCCAUUUAGUGACUCUUUUAUUUUCAACAUCCCCAUUAAAAUUGAUACAAACUUUGCAGAACUAAUGUAUGAAAGUUUCCAUAUGGAAACAAGUUCUUUGGUCCAGUCAGCCAAAAUAUCAUUGCUGCUAGAAUUAACUCUUAAGUCUGAUUGGUCAAGGAAAAGGUCAAUGAAUGCAUUUAACCCUUAAAAUCACAAUACUGCAAGAAAUUGGCAGUAACAGUGUUUUAUCAUGUUAGUAUUUUCAUUUUCUCACAAAUGAUCAUUUUGGUCAGAGCAUGUAGGCAAUGUUUCUGAAAUCCAAAUCAUGUAUAUUGUUGUGACUUUAUAAUGGCAUGAUAAAAAAAAAUUUGUAAAAUAGCUCAAUUCAGGUAUAUCAAAAUAUUUGUAUGUAAAAAUAGUGCUAUAAUUUCAGGUUUGAAUUCUCAUGGAUUUUCUGUAACAUUUUAACCCUUUGCUUGCCCUGCAAAACAGGGCCAAAGGAAAAGAAACUAAAUCUACGUUAGUGUUGUAAUUAAGUUUGCAAUCUACAUAUAAUGUGCUAUUUGAUGAUUUGGAGAACAUGCUAAAAAUUUCUAAAUUGUAAGAUCUGAAAUUAGACUGUUAGAAAAAUGUAACAGUAUAGAGACGGGACUCUCAUAAUAAUCCAGUUUAGCAGAACAAAUAGUAAGUGCUAUUCCUACUCUGAAAUAGAAUUCUUCUUUGUUAUCUAUGUUACAACAAGAAAUAGGCUAUGACAUAUGAAUUUAAUAUUCUGAACAGUGUGCAUGCAAGUUCCAAACUUGUAUUACCAAUUGAUUUAUGUAGGAAACUUUUACUCUCUAUUUUAUAUUUAUUGCCAUGGUGAUGACAAAAUAUUUAAAUUUGAAAUAUAUAGCACUAUUUAUCUUAUGCACAAGGGUGAAACAAGUUGUUAAAUACUGGAUAAGGCCAUAUGUGUUUCAUUUAAUGAUAAAUGUAUUUUAGGCCAAUCCGUGUUGUAUUUUUUUCAGUGGAAGAACUUUAAAAAGUUUUUAGUUCUGCUUUAAAUUUUAAGUGAUUUCAAUCAUUACUUCAUAUUAGGACCAGAAGGAUAUUAGUGGCAUAUUUAUGACUUCAAAUAGAGAUAGUAGAAACUGUUUGGGAUGUUUAAUUGUUUUAUGAUGUUGUGUGUUUUAAAUUUAUUCAUUCUUGUUAGACAAGACAAAAUUGAAGCAGAUUGUUUCCUUAUUUUAACAUAAAAUGUUAAGACUAUUGUAAUUUGGUUGUACAAAAAAAAAUCCUUAAGAAGAUACUCAAAUUAGGAGUAAAAAGUGCACCCUGUGCUAUCAAAUUAUUUUCCGGUACUCAUUGGUUGGUAGGCUAAUUUUUGAAUUGUGCCUUUUUAAUAGCUUAAUGUUACAAUUCAAAGAUUUGAUUGUUUCUUCAAUUAUUGUUUAAGUCAACAAUUGUUUUUUCAUGAGAUGAUUAAGAUAAUAUUUUUUAUUUUUACUACAGUACAUAUUUCACUAAUUUAAACAAUGGUUUGGUCUCAAGGGAGACAAUCCUCACAGGUCUAUCCAAUGAUUGGGUUAUCCUUUAUAAAUGAAUUAUUAAAGCAACCUGGUAUAUCAUGUAAAUAUGCUUUUGGACUGUUAAAGCUAGUACUGUAAUAGUUUUAUAAUUUUGUUCUACAAAACAUAAUCAAGUCAGUUUUCAUUUUUUACUUGAUUUGUACACGUUAAAGUGUACACUACUUGUGUUGUUAAAUUAAUACAGAAAGUAGAAAACAUUUUCAUUCUACAUCCUGGUAAGAUUAUUUUCAUUCUACAUCCUGGUAAGAUUAUUUUCAUUCUACAUCCUGGUAAGAUUAUUUUCAUUGAUACAAUGAUUACUUGUUUACAUAUUUACCAAUUGAAAUUGAUACAUGCAGAGUGUUUUUGUAUUUGAAAAAGGCUUAACUUAACAAAUAUUUGAAACUAUUUAUCCACUAGUCAAAUUGAAUUUACUCAGAUUCUGCAUAGCAGGACAGCCAUGCAAAUGAAUUUUCAAUAAUUGAAACAUUUCUUGAAAUUAGUCUUACUAUUAGUAGCUAAAAAUCUAUUAUUGCUUGUUUAACAAGCUUUGAAGUAUAUGUUGAGAUGAAUCAUACACAGUUAUUCUGAAAUCCAUAGAGUAGUGCUUAUCACAGAUCCUUAUGCUAGUUCAUAUAGGAUCAACCGUCCAUCAUGAUCACAUUUAUCAUAAUCAUGAUUAUGAGUGCUUAAAGCCAAUUUUUAUUGUACAUUGUUGUAUGUUGUUUUGCUUGCCAAAGGCAAACUGUUGACUUGUUGGACAAUUGAUAUUGGAUGCAAUAAAAUUGUUUGUAUAUUAUAAAA
Messenger RNA from Mytilus trossulus (common blue mussel), 11861 nucleotides. RefSeq lists its product as uncharacterized. The coding region runs from base 1038 to 5810 and encodes 1590 amino acids. The transcript has 3 exons. NCBI's taxonomy places the organism in Eukaryota, Metazoa, Mollusca, Bivalvia, Mytilida, Mytilidae. The record is from RefSeq and is a predicted model, not a curated record.